Ficedula albicollis (Collared flycatcher) is the source of this 3245-nucleotide messenger RNA. RefSeq names its product tectonic family member 3 (gene TCTN3). NCBI's taxonomy places the organism in Eukaryota, Metazoa, Chordata, Aves, Passeriformes, Muscicapidae. The transcript is spliced from 12 exons. Bases 548 to 1981 code for a protein of 477 amino acids. Gene Ontology annotation, biological process: smoothened signaling pathway; cilium assembly. The record is from RefSeq and is a predicted model, not a curated record.
CCGCGCCCGCGGGCCCAGGGGCAGCUUGGCGUUGGGCCAGGGACUAGGAAAGGCUUCCCGGGGCUGACGGCGCAAUGGCCGAAAUGAAGCGAGUCUUGGCUAUUCCGUGAGGGGGCAGCUGCCGUGGGAGCUGGGAAGUCUGUGUUUAAGAAAAAGGAAUUUUGGAGAGCUAGGAUGAAACCGUCAAACAAGUACAGACCGCGAGAUGGUCUCAGCUAUUAGACAGUAAAAUUUGUCUUUGCAUUGCUCUUGUGGUAAGGACCGGGAGGAGCUGUAAUAUAUGUGCAUUGAUUCUGUUCUUAAUGACUUUUUCUUCCAGGGAAUUGUCAGAGUGAUUUCCAGUUACACUAACCGAGUGUCCACAAAGUUACUACAAUGACGAGAGUGGCUUUCUCUAAUUGAUUAUCAAUGCAGAUUGUACAGCUCAUCUAAACUGAUGAAAAGUAAUACUGUAUUGUGUUGUUGGCGCUAUGUAAUGUAAAAUACGAAAUGAUGCAAGCAUGGUUCAUUUUAUAGUUCGCUGGGCGGGGCUUGUCUUUGCAGGUCUAUGAGUCAGGUGUGUGUGGAAAAGUCACUCAUUUUCAGAAGUAACACCCCUUAUUCUACAGACAUCAUUUCUGAUCCUGAUGGACGUGAUCCACUAUUCUGUGUGCAGUUGGAUGACUCAAAGCUGAACUAUUUUCAACAGCCACAGGAUAUUGAAGAAUCUGAUUUUGUGGAGUUCUUAGAGAAGUAUGGCAGGCACUCUUUCUUAGCACCAUCACAAGUUCAGCCAUCGUUCUCUGCUUUUUACCGUGCUGGUGAUCCAAUCCUAAUCUACUUUGAUUCGUCAUCUGUAUUGAGCAUUCUUAGACAGCCAGUAAAAAUGGGAACCAGUGGACUUUGUGUUGAUGGAAAUCCUACUGGCUUCCUGGACAGUAAAAGCACAAGCUGUACUCGGAUAUUUGCCAACUUGAGCGAGAGCUGCAUGACUGACCCUGCCCUAGAUGCUGCUUCCUACUACCGUGACUUCACUGUGCUAAAGGUCCCAAUUAAUGACACUGUUAUGCAGUCAAUGAAGGUAAAUGUCACUGCAAUCUCAUCACCUGGAGCUCCCCACAUGAAAGACAACACAUGCACCAAUGUUGUUUCUGAGGUGAUCUAUGAGAUAGAAUAUAGUGGCACAAGUGGGAUUCAGAGUGUUUCUGUUCAGUUCAAAGUGAGCAACAUCUCUGGGAACUCCAGACCCUCUCUGCAGCAGCACUUCACUGUGCACUUCUGGACCAGGACUCUUUCUCAUAUGUUGCCUAGAAGUGGAAACCCUGGCUAUAUCACUGGAGCACCACUGUUGAUUGCAAACAGUGGUGCCAUGCAACAUAUGAGCAUAUUAAGGAGUGAAAGUGAUGGAAGUUGUUCACAGUUCUUGAGACACGUGGUACAGUUUGGAAGGAAUAUGAGAACAGGCUGCAAAAUCAGCCUAUCCCCAAUACUGGAAGGCAGUAACUGUAGUUACAUGCAACAGAAGUUAUACAAGGCUUUUUGGGGGAUGAACAGAACAGAAGACUUUGCUAUAACUGGCAGUGCUCAUUCAACCCAGGCAGAAGAGUGGAUGACCAUUCUGAUUCAGAACUGCAGUGUGCAGGCUUUGAAUUGCACUUCCUGUUGUAUGGUUCCUGUGACCCUGGAGAUUCAGAUACUGUGGUCUAAAGUGGGCCUCCUGUCCAACCCACAAGCUCAAAUACUGGGUGCACGGCACUUUUACCAGUGUCACCCCCUCAAGUUUCUAAACAUGAGCACAGUACCUGUGACAACUGUCGUUACCUUCACUGACAUGACAGAUUGGCCAGAACCUCCACGAGGCCAGCCCCAAAUGGACUGGAAACUCCCAUUUGACAUCCUUUUCCCAUUCAAGAUGGCCCUGAAUGUAGAAAGAAGUUACAGAGGUGAUCUGGCUGGGUAUUUAUUGGUGGUUCUAAUAAUAUCUAGUAUUUUCUGCUUUUGAAAAUAGAUGGAGCCUGCAUUUAAAGUUUGGUGAGUGAAUUGAUACAUUCAGGAUACGAUCCCGAUGAUGGACUUUUGUCAUCAGGUUUUUAUACCAUGUCUGUGAUAUCUACGUGCCCUCUGUUCAUGGAUCAAGCCAUGCAAACAGCUUGUCCUCUCAUGUCCCUGCUCUCUGUAUGUGAACCACCUGUGAAUGUCACUGCAGUGACACACUUGAGAAGUGUAGAGAUCCAGGGACAUUGCAUUUAUGAAGGACAAGGAAGAGAAGGUUAAAAUGAUUAGUCCAUGUCCCCAGAAACCAAGAAUGCUCUGUAAACCAAGAAGUAUGGAGAGGGAAUCAAAGUUCAGUUAAAGCAUUUUGGAGCUGCUUUCAAUUAGUUCCCUGUUUGAGAAGCAUCUGAUUUUUCUCUAUGGAUCUAACCAAACAUUUAAGAUACAGGAGCUCUCCCGGGUGGCCUGAAUUCUUAUUUUAAGGGUAGACAUGUGUUCCAGUCACCCCUAACCUGUCCUUGUAAGUUGACGACAACAACACCUCUGUGACAUUUUUUGAAUUUUGCUUUUCUCUGUCUUUUCAAAUACAGAUAUUCAGUUGAAAUUUUCAUGGUAUAAUCACUGCUCGCAUUAGCAAGUGUUGCACAGAGCAAAGUAAUUGUAAAUGCCACAUAGUCUGAAAUACAGUUGAGUUUUAGUGAUUCGUCAAAACAUCUUCCUUCCUGAUCUUUUUUUUUUUCCCCUGGAAAAAUGAGCCUGAAUAGAAUUUUUCCUAGAUAAGAAACAUUCACUUGCUCCAGAUAGGAACUGAAAAUGAUAGCCACUAAAAUUCUAGUAGCACAUUAGAGAGACUUGUGAAUAGUUCUGAAGCUAAAGCAUUGAAUAUUUUAGGAAAAUUUGUAGGUGUAUGAUGAGACUGAAGCUUGCUGUAAUACCUUACCUCUGGCUCAGUCUAUGGGACCAGGAAAUAAGUUUAUUGGUUUUGAAGUUAGAGGCGGUGUUCUGAUUUUCUGGUCUGCCCUCUACCAUCACUCAGGAAAUCUGCUCAAUUGUUCCAGGAAGCUAGAUGGAUGGUUGGAUGAAAGUAUACUAUUUAGCAAAAGAUUUUAUUAUUUAUCUUCUUCAGAUGAUGGAAAAUAUGCCCCAUCUGAUGCUAGGUACUCCAGUGAAAUCAAUAGGGCCAAAAAUAUCAGCCUAUUUUUAUUAAAAUUUAUUGGUUGCUUUUAUACCUUUACUGCACAUUAAAACUCUGUUGCUCCUCCUCAUUGCAAACC